This is a messenger RNA of Entrophospora sp. SA101, 170 nucleotides long. NCBI's taxonomy places the organism in Eukaryota, Fungi, Glomeromycota, Glomeromycetes, Entrophosporales, Entrophosporaceae. The record is from the annotation of a GenBank genome assembly.
AUGAAUUCAAUUUUUUUUUGAAACGGAAUGAACAUGAAGAAUUUGAGGAUUCUGAAGUAACUAAUGUUAAUGAGAAUAUUUACACCUUUGCUUCAACUGAUAUUAUUGAAAUCAGUGAUGAUAUAAGAGAAGAAAAUAGUACUGAAGAAUCUGCAAAUCAAUUUAAAUGA